CAUAAACUUACCUUGAAAAAAACGUUUUAGCGACUCCGCUGUCGAACCUUUCGAUACAUUCUAUUGUUUUCUUCGAUUAUGACGAAAAUCGAAAGUAGAGUUCCGAACAGCAAAAUGGCAGCCUCCAUAGAAGACAACGUGGAAAUUCGACAAAUCGACUUGAGUAAAGGUAAAGGCCUCUUUGCUAGUAAAGACUUCAAGAAAGGUGACAUAUUAUUUGAGGAACGGCCAAUUGUAUCUUCUCAGUUUCUUUGGAAUGAGUUUUACAAGUAUACAGCCUGUGAAUACUGUCUGAAGUCUUUAGAGACGGCCGAGGAACAAUGUCAACGUUUGACAGAAAACCCAGGUGUGAAUCUGCCCUACCCCGAGUGUUGUGAGGCCAAGCCUACUCAGUAUGUGAUGUGUCCACAAUGUCAGGUUGUGUACUGUUGUGAUGAAUGUCGAAUGGCCGCAUGGACCGAGUACCAUAGGACGUUAUGUAUGGGACCAUCACGACAAGAUGGAGAACACCCUCUUGCACGACUUGGAGAGGCAUGGAGAAAUACACACUAUCCUCCCGAGACAUCUAGUAUCAUGCUUUUGGCCAAAAUGAUAGCUAUGGUCAAACAGGUUGAUGAUAAAUCGUCUGUGAUAUCAGCUUUCUCUCAGUUUGUCAACCUACCUGUUAACAAAGAGGAGGAGAUAGCACAUAAACUGCUGGGGGAAAACUUCAAGCAACCAUUGGAACUGCUAAGACAGAUGUUGACAGAGUCUCUGUUUGAAGAAAAUGUCCAGCAGUGGUACACACCUGAAGGCUUCCGCUCACUGUUCGCCCUGGUUGGAAUGAAUGGACAAGGAAUUGGCUCCAGUGCAAUAAGUGUGUGGGUUAAGAACUGCGAGAAACUUUCAUUGUCCGACGAGGAGAAACAGAAACUGGACGGCUUCAUAGACCAAAUGUACGAGGAUUUGGACCGAGUGUCGGGGACGUUUCUGGACUGUGAAGGAUCGGGACUAUACAGGUUACAAAGUACAUGUAAUCACAGCUGUCUACCCAAUGCGGAGAUAACCUUUCCACAUAACAACCAUCGCCUGGCGUUAGUGGCAACAGAGGACAUACAGAUAGGGGAGGAGAUCUGUAUAUGUUACCUGAGUGAGUGUGACAUUGGGCGUAGCAGACACAGCCGACAGAAACUUCUCAGAGAAAAUUACCUGUUCCACUGUGGAUGUGCCAGAUGUCUAGCAGAAGCUGAUGAUGAAGAUGUGACAUCAGAGGAGGAGGAGGAUGAAGAGGAAGAGAUGACAGAAUAGAGGAGUCUAUGUGAUGUUAACAAGAGAAGAGCAUGCUGACAAAGUACAGGCCUGUAAUUCUUCCUUUGUUCAUGUCAGCCUCUUAGAUCUAGAGCUGAUAUGGUGAGAGUUCACAUGAACAUUUUCAAAUAUGGACAUACCAAUACGAUGUAGGAACUGCACAUUGUCCUUAUGUAAACCUAACAUUGACAGAAGUGUGGCUGCAUCAAGAAUAAAUUGUGAUGAAGGUCAUUAUGAUAUCAUAAAGGCAAAACAGGACUAUCUGAUUGAUCUUUGACUGUCUGUUUACAAUUGUAUAUACUCAUCAGUAAUCUGUUAGAACAAAUAUGUAUGCUUUGAAAAAGUUGACAGAAUGAUGCAUUUAAUAUUACUGACUGGGCUUUUCUUUCUAGUUAUUAUACCCUCUGCAAUGAAAUUAAGGGCUAUACUGGAAUCAGCUUGUCCAUCCACCUGUUCCUAGACAUGUUUUUGUCCAUCUUGCAAAUUCCAACAUGCUUUCACCUCCGAGCAUAUGUCAUGACAAAAUUGAAGGCACAAAAUAAACUAUUGGUUUCAGGUAUAAUCAAGUGACCCGAGCAUUCACUAGGCUAAUAACUGUCCUUUUAGCGUUAUGCUGCCGCACAAUUGUUUUGAUGUACAAACUAGUCUUGUAUCAUUGACAAGGGGGCAGGUACAGAGCCUUCAGUUUUAAUAUCCCAGGGGUGCAGAGAACAUAAGUACAUGUAACCACUAGAAUUUCAAGAAUUAUUUUUGUCCUGACAUGUCAUUUGGUUUCUAUCCUAUUAACACAAUAUAAAGUUUUGCAGAUAUAUCUAGAAUACUGGUGUCAUUGUUAUUGACAGAGUUAUUGCCCUUGUUGUACUUGCAUUCUGAUGGUGAUAUUGCCACAAUGAGAGAUCAAAGAUUAUUUGUGUCCUUAUCCACAGCAGAUGGUGUUCUGUGUACCCUUAUCUCAAGGUCAAGGUGUGUGAUGAAAAAAAAACUAGGGGACAUGUAUUUUUAUACAUUAUUCCUCAAUAAAUAAAUACAUGGUUUAAUUUCAUCACACAAAUAUGAUUAUGAUAUGUUAUUAAUGAACUGUAUCCUUUACUGUAUCUAGGAUUUAUGAAGAAAAGAAGAACUAUAUUCUGAUCAGUAUGUGUGAUCAGGGUUUGUGAAUUCAGAUGCAUUUAUUUACUGGUUAAUAUGAAAUAAAUGUGACUAUAUGUAGAAAUUAAUUAUAUAUAGAUAUAUUUAUAUAUAUGAGCAAAACCUAAACACAAGUUUAUACAUUCUUAUAAACAUUGUGUUUAUGGUAAUGUCAUCUAAUAUUACUUCCCUGUUCCAAGUUAAUGUUUUCAUGAACGGUGGACUUUUUGUAUGUUUUAAAUUUCAUUUUUUACUUUGAAUAGAUUCUCUACCAGAACGUUUGUAAGUAGACCUAAACAAUUACUGUAUACCAAUACAACAUUGAGAGGUCUGCUCUGACUUUAAGCCAAAGUAGAUUUGAAGCUGAAGUAAGUUUACCAUUAAUGUUGUCUUAAUUGUACUUUCACUAGACAUUUCCCUGUGAUACUGAUAUAUACUGAUUGUACUGAUGGGCUGGGUGUAAUGCACACUACGUAAUAAAGACAAAAUGAC
This is a messenger RNA of Mizuhopecten yessoensis (Yesso scallop), 2907 nucleotides long. RefSeq names its product SET and MYND domain-containing protein 5-like. Lineage: Eukaryota; Metazoa; Mollusca; Bivalvia; Pectinida; Pectinidae. Bases 79 to 1287 code for a protein of 402 amino acids. The record is from RefSeq and is a predicted model, not a curated record. Gene Ontology annotation, molecular function: protein binding; histone H4K20 methyltransferase activity. The transcript has 12 exons.